AAUCCGGAUUUCGAGUCCGAACUAUAAAAAUAGACACCCACCUCAUAACUAGGAAAUCGAAGCUCAAAAAAGAAAAAAGAAAAAAGAAAAAAGAAAAAAGAAAUUAUGUUCACAAAGUCAGAGAGUGGAGUUUAGUGCUUCUUCUUUAAGCUCAGUAUCAAAUCAACAUAUUAGACCUUUUGUUGUCCAAGCAAAACAAAUGGGCAAGGAAGAAAAUGAGACCAAAGUUCCAGAGGUAGCAGCAAAUGGGACUAGUGCACCUGAGAAAGAGAAGUCCAAUGAAGUUAUGACGGAAAAAAGAGAGGAAAAUAAUGGAGUAAAAGAAAUGGAAGAAGAACAAAAUGAUAGCGAGAACGCUGAGACAGAUAAGAUGGAUGAAGGCCCCAAGGUGACUGAAGAAAAGGAAAGCAAAGAGAAAGAAGAUAAGGAAGAAGGAAGAACUGAAGCAAUGGAAGAAGAAACUGAACCCAUAGUAGAUGAAGAGAUGAAAGAAAAGGAGAAGGAAACCAAAGAAGAUGUGGAGGAGAAGGUUGAUGGAUCCAAUGAGGAAGAAGAGGUGGAGGAGGAAAAAACCGAAGAAGAGGUGGAGGAGAUGGUUGAAAGAUCCAAGGAGGAAGAAAAAAAGUUGGAGGAAGGGAAACGGUCAAAGCAACGUGGGAAAGGGAAGAGUGAUGGGAGGAAAGCUGAAAAGAAGAAGAAGGUAGUGGAAGAAAAGAAGGAGCCAGAGCCGAGGACCCCUGCUUUCGAUAGGCCACAGCGUGAACGCAAAUCUGUUGAAAGGCUGGUGGCAACUAUUGACAAAGAUGCUGUCAAAGAAUUCCAGAUUGAAAAGGGCCAAGGCAUCCCGCUGAAAGAUAUACCUAAUGUGGCGUUCAAGUUAUCAAGAAGGAAGAUUGAUGAUACAUUAAAACUGCUUCACACAAUUCUUUUUGGAAGGAGAGGAAAGGCAUUGCAGAUCAAGAGUAACAUAUCCCGGUUCUCUGGUUUUGUGUGGCAUCAAAAUGAGGAGAAACAAAAGAGUAAAGUGAAAGAAAAAUUUGACAAGUGCAAUAAAGAGAAGUUGUUGGAAUUUUGCGAUUUUCUUGACAUACCAAUUACCAAGGCUACUACAAAGAAGGAAGAUAUUGUUAUGAAGCUGAUAGACUUUUUGGUGGCUCCCUGUGCGACAACCACUGAGUUAUUUGCUGAAAAAGAGAAGGAAAAAACAAGCAAAAAGCGCAAGAGAGUGGCCAAAAGUUCAUCCUUUGGGAGCACACCAUCAAAACGUUCAGCUAAGAGUCGAGGAAAAGCUGAUGAUGAUUCAAAGAGAAGAGAUAAAAAGAGUACAGCAGACACAGAAGACGAGUCAGAAGAAGAGAAAGAUGAGGAAGAUGAAGAAGAAGAAGAAGAAGAAGAACAGGAACAAGAAAACGUAGAAGAGGAAAAUGAAAAUGGUGCUUUAGAUAAAUCUGAUGCUGAAAUCUCUGAACAUUCUGAAAGCGAGGAGAAAAAAGAAUCUGAAGAAGAAUCCGAAGAAGACACUGGAAAACGCAAAAAGAGGUCAGCUGCAUCAUCUAGAAAAAAAGCAUCUUCUGGAAAAGCUAAAACCAGAAUCUCAGUGUCUGGUAAGUCCAGUCCACCAGUGAAAAGAACACCUAAAAAAUCCUCAUCAAAGCACCCUCAUUCUGAUGAGGAUAGUGAUGCAAGUCCAAAGGUUUCCUCAAGUAAGAAGAAAACUGAAAAAGUAUCAAAGGAGAAGCCCUUGACUCCAAAGAAAUCUGCCUCCAAGGAGAAAAUGGGUAAAAAAGGUGGAAAAGAGAGGGAAAAGGCUAGAGUUAAAGAGGACAAAUUGACGCCAAGUGAUGAUGAGCUUAGAGAUGCAAUAUGCAAAAUUCUGAAGGAGGUUGAUUUCAAUACGGCAACUUUCACCGACAUUCUAAAGCUACUUGCCCGGCGAUUUGCUACUGAUCUCACACCAAGAAAAUCAUCUAUAAAGCUUAUGAUCCAAGAUGAGCUCACCAAACUAGCGGAUGAUGCUGAUGAGGAAGAUGGAGAAGGUGAUGCUGAGAAAGAUGAAACCCAGUCUACUGGUCAAGAGGUUGAAGCCUGAAACAUGUAACAUGACUGUCUGGAAAUAGUGUAGCCUUGUCUUCUAUGUUUUUAUUUCCACUCGAACGUAAAUGCACUGUUUGUUCUGUUAGGAUAUCCAGCUGUAGUUCAUUGUUAGUGUUCAAUUAGCUGGCAAGAAGACAAGCAUUUACUAGAAACCAGAGAAGGUGAGACAAGUCAUGCUUUGGUGUAUGACUUGGGCUUCCCAUGUACACAUUAACUUUAAAUUGUAGUUUUUCCUCCUCCUUAAAAUUAACUUACCCUUGUACUUGAUAUUACACCUAAAUUAUGUGAGGUCAGUUGUGACAGGAUAUUAUUUCUCAA
Molecule: messenger RNA, 2412 nt
Organism: Populus trichocarpa (black cottonwood)
Lineage: Eukaryota; Viridiplantae; Streptophyta; Magnoliopsida; Malpighiales; Salicaceae
Product: DEK domain-containing chromatin-associated protein 3
Exons: 12
Coding region: 200-2089 (629 amino acids)
Biological process (GO): chromatin organization; regulation of double-strand break repair
Cellular component (GO): nucleus
Molecular function (GO): DNA binding; histone binding
Source: RefSeq, a predicted model, not a curated record